GAGGUCCGAAAAUAUUACCUAGGAGGGAAACCAUAGAGACAACAAAGAGGCAGGAUGAACUUGUUCGACAGGACCGCCAACGGUUAGACCACCCCUCUCCACCAACGCAACUGACUUCCUCCCUCCAACAAGCUGAUCGGGGCUUCAGAGUCACCUGUACUUCAGCAGCCGAGAGUCCUAAUUUGAGUGCUUUUAUUCGAGCGAGUAGAGUGAAUUUGUCUUGAGUGGUAUUUUUUUGGUUUUCACUCGGAAGAGCCAGCACAUCGAUAAAAGAUGGCGUUGCCAAUGCGUGUCCUGGUGACAGGUGGAUCCGGGUUGGUGGGAAAAGCCAUUGAGCAUGUGGUGCAGCAGGAAGGUGGGAAACUGGAGGGAGAAGAAUGGAUCUUCCUCUCUUCCAAGCAAGCAGAUCUCGUAGAUGUUGAGCAGACCAGGGCUGUGUUUGAGAAGUAUCGCCCCACUCAUGUCAUCCAUCUUGCCGCAAAAGUCGGAGGACUCUAUCUACACAUGAGGGAGAACCUGCAAUUUUUGAGGGACAACAUCAAAAUCAAUGACAACGUUCUACAAACCGCACAUGAGUCUGGUGUGACCAAGGUCGUGUCCUGCUUGUCCAGUUGUAUCUUCCCUGACAAAACCACGUACCCCAUCGAUGAGACCAUGAUACACAACGGGUCUCCUCACGACUCCAACUUUGGAUACUCGCACGCCAAGAGAAUGAUUGAUGUUCAGAACCGGGCGUACUUUCAGCAGUAUGGACGUUGCUACACGGCCGUCAUCCCAACCAAUGUUUUUGGUCCACAUGACAACUUCAACAUAGAAAAUGGUCAUGUGCUGUCGGCACUCAUCAACAAGACGUACAAGGCCAAAAAGGAAGGAACUCCAGUGACGGUCUGUGGCUCUGGAGCUCCUAGAAGGCAGUUCAUCUACUCUCUGGAUUUGGCUCGUCUAAUCAUUUGGGCCCUGAGAAGAUAUGAGGAAGUUGCACCCAUCAUCCUCUCUGUGGGUGAGAAGGAUGAAAUCUCGAUCAAAGAAGCUGUGGACAUGAUCGCAAAGGCUUUGGACUUCAAAGGCGAAAUACACUUUGACACCACCAUGUCUGACGGCCAGAUGAAGAAGACAGCCAGCAACGGCAAGCUGAGGCGCCUCCUGCCCGACUUCUCCUUCACACCCCUCAACGAAGCUAUAAAGAUGACAUGCGACUGGUUCGAGAACAACUACAACAUCGCCCGGACAUGAAGUGACUGACCAUCGGCAGCAUUCUUUGGUUCUGGUGUGAUGCAAGUUGUUAUGACUGUCGAAUAUCGGUACAUUCAGUGCCACAUUAAACAUACAUUGAACAUA
Gasterosteus aculeatus aculeatus (three-spined stickleback) is the source of this 1338-nucleotide messenger RNA. Lineage: Eukaryota; Metazoa; Chordata; Actinopteri; Perciformes; Gasterosteidae. The record is from RefSeq and is a predicted model, not a curated record.